AGUCAAAUCAGUCUGUCUAUAAAAUAAAAAGAAUUUUAAAAAAGAAGAUCCCCCUCUCUGUCCCCCCCCUCCUCGAUCGCUCUGCGCUCUCAUCCUCGCCUGGGUACAGGAUUGCGUGCCCGCUCGCGCAUGCACACACACGCGCGCGCGGUGGGAGUGUGUUGGUUUGUAUGAAAUGUGCGCGUGCUCCUGGCUCGCGGCACUCACAGUGGAUGACUGUCUGUGGCGAGGCGGAGGGAGACACUAGUCCGCUUCUGCGCGCCGCUCCUCCAUUGAAAGUGUUUUAUUUUUCUGCGCGGAACACCACCGAGGGGUGAGUUCAAUGCGGCGAGCCACCGACGGUUCUGGUCCGGUCGGGCCUUGAUGUCCCGCUACUGUCUGAGUGUUUCGGUAGGUGUGUGUGUUGGGGGGGUCUUCGUGUGUUCGGGCCGGUGACUAGAAUGCGGUCUCUUUUCUCCCCCUCCAUUUGUUUCGUGUGUUAAACUUCUGUUGGGUUCUAUGGGGGAUGGGCACAUGGUGACAGACUAAACUUUAACCACUUCACACCGGCUUCAUACCUCCUAGUGCCCACCCACCCCCUCUCCGGUCCCCCCCGGUGACUUCACGAGUUCUCGGCUCAUCUCCCUCCCCACCGGCGUGCCUCAACUUGCGCCAAAAAACUCACUGGCGCGUGGAAGUUAAAACGUCCUCCGCAUCUGCAAAAAAGAGGCCCGCGCGGGCAGUGGGCGAUUCGGCUCGCCGCGCGCCGUUCUGUCGGUAAACGGGUUAAGUUUUUUUUUUUUUUUGUGCAGCCGGCCCCCUUUUUUAGUUUCGUCUCCCCUCCUCUCCUCUCCUCUCUGCUCUCCUCUCGCCAUGCCGGAUCCAUCCCUCCGUCUCGCCCACAGUUGCAUCGUUUUUGUGUCCCGGAAUGACCUGUUGAUGUCGGGUAAAGAUGAAGCGUCGGGAUUAUCCUCCGCUGUAGAGCCCGCUCCAUCUCCCCGGUAAACGACAAAUAUUGCCGUAAACGGUCAAACAUGCGUCGAUAUCAAAUUGAAGCUUAAAAAAAUAAUAAUAUCAGAACUGUGUAAUGUCUGGCUGACCUGUACCGAGUCACCUGCAGCGGCGGAAGGAAUUCGGUCGAAACCGGUCAUUUGUAUGUCCUCCAUCGGGGUUUGAGGACAGCAGACGUCCAUAAAUCAAUAUUUUAUUUUAUUUUAUAUUUUUAAAGAAAAAGGCUUCUUUAACUUGUCGCCUCCUCCGCGGCCAGCCACAGACAACCCUCCCCGGGCAUGGAGACUGGCACUCCGCGGGGUUACCCAGCGCUCCCCGCGGGGCCGUCCUGCUCUUCGCCCGGGUGUCUCCCCGCAGCUCGAACCGCUGACAACGAUCAUCGUGUCGCGCGCGGGGUUAAUAGAUGCAUUAUUGAUGCGUAUAAACGACUCUUAGGUUGUUGUUUUUUUAAGUUUCUGCUCCAGUGGAGCGCAGAGGAGGCUACGCUGAAGCCACGUUGUUGUGCCUGCAUCCACUCGUGGGGACGAACGCCGCAUCUUCGAGGCUAAACUCUCGCAUUAGAGGUCGGAGUGUUCACCGUGGCAUUUCUACCGUCUUUAAGCCUUCUAGAUCCUGUGGUGCUGCACAGAUCGUUAUGGCUCAGACGCUGCAGAUGGCAAUCCCUAACUUUGGCAACAACGUCCUGGAGUGCCUGAAUGAGCAGCGGCUGCAGGGCCUCUACUGUGACGUCUCUGUGGUUGUCAAAGGACAUGCCUUUAAGGCCCAUCGAGCAGUACUAGCAGCCAGCAGCUCCUACUUCCGGGACCUGUUCAACGCCGGCGGUAAGAGCUCGGUGGUGGAGCUGCCUCCAGCCGUGCAGCCGCAGAGCUUCCAGCAGAUCCUGGCCUUCUGCUACACGGGCCGGCUCAGCAUGAACGUGGGAGACCAGUUUCUGCUCAUGUACACCGCCGGCUUCCUCCAAAUCCAGCAGAUAAUGGAGAAAGGGACUGAGUUUUUCCUCAAGGUCUCCUCUCCAAGCUGUGACUCCCAGGGUCUCCACACGGAGGAGGCCCCGUCCUCCGAGCCUCAGAGUCCUGUCAAUCAAACAGCUGGGGGGGGUGGAAGCAGUACAGCGGCUGCGACGGUGGGGAGGCCCGCCUCCUGCCUGACGCCCCUACCCCUGGUGUCUAAAGUGAAGACCGAACAGGGAGCCCCCACGCCUCAGCCCGCGCCACAGCAGCAGCAAGAGGGCUCUCCCUAUUCUGUGGUCUGCACCCCCGUAGCCAAGCGGCUAUGGGAGGGGGGGAGCCGAGAUGGAGGAGGGGGGUCUGGUGGAGGAGGGGGAGGUGGAAUGAGGAAGGCUGCGCGGUACUCCUCCUCCUCCUCUUCUUCCUCAUCUUCCAACACAGUAACACAGGACGGUUUGGGGCGUGGAGCAACAGCUAACGCCGCCAUGGCGUGCAGCGGCGGCAGUGGGGGUAGCAUCUCUUUAGGGGGAGGACCUGGACUGAACAACCACAACAGCAGCAACCACAUCAGCAGCGGGACGCCUGAGGGCACCAGCCCGGGCACACUGAGCAUGUACACCAGCGACUCACCCAUCAGUUACCACGACGAUGAGGAGGAAGACGACAUCGCGGACGAGAGCGCUGAGGAGCAAUACAGGCAGAUCUGCAACAUGUACACCAUGUACAGCAUGCUGAACGCCGGGGCGGCAGUGGUGGGGGAGCGGGUGGAGGCUCUCCCAGAUUUGGCCCCUGACUCAGGGAGCGGGCGGGGGGGCAGAGGGGGCCGGUCCCGGCAGGACUUGGCCUCGCUGCCCGCAGAGCUCAUCAACCAGAUAGGGAACCGCUGCCACCCGAAGCUGUACGAGGAAGGUGACCCUGCAGAGAAACUGGAGCUGGUGAGCGGCACGUCGGUCUUCAUCUCCCGCGCCCAGCUCAUGAACUGCCACGUCAGCGCUGGCACCCGCCACAAAGUGCUACUCAGACGGCUGCUGGCGGCUUUCUUUGACAGGAGCACGCUGGCGAACAGCUGUGGGACUGGGAUCCGCUCAUCAACAAAUGACCCCAGCCGCAAACCUCUGGACAACCGAGUGCUGCAUGCUGUCAAAUUCUACUGCCAGAACUUUGCUCCCAGUUUCAAGGAGAGCGAGAUGAACGCCAUCGCCGCUGACAUGUGCACCAACGCGCGCCGCGUCGUCCGGAAGAGCUGGAUCCCCAAGCUCAAGCUGCUGAUGGCCGACAGCGACGCCUACUCCGCCUUCCUGGCCGACAGCGGGAAGAUGGAGGCUGACGUUCUGGGGGCGGAGCAAGGCUUCGAUGCCGCCUCACUGGAAGCAGUCGCGGCGGCGGCGGCUGCCAGCAGCAGCAGCGAGGUGGGAAGCGGAGCCGUGCCAGCAGACAGCAUGCAGGGAGCAGGAGCGGACGGCAGCACUUUGUUUUGAGUGAGUGAUCAGACCAACGGACGGAAAAAAAACAAACAAACAAAAAAAGAUGGAAGUAAGGAUGGUGAUGAGUCAGGAGCUUUGGCCGCCAUGACAGUUUGGGGACCCGUUUCUUCUUUUUCACCUCCCAAGAUCACUUUGUCGUGCUUUCCUGCCCCGGUAUGCUUAGAUGUUGGUCUCCCCAGUGAGACUGUCGCAGGCUGAUCUUCAGGUGGAGAUCGACAGAAGGAAACAGAGAAGAGUAGAGGAGCAAAGAAGUCCCCCCCCCGUCCCCCCACCUCUUCUCUUCUCUCCAAACUUCUCGUUUCAGCCUCUCUGUGGGCCGUUUUCUUAUCAUGAUCAAUCAUAGACAUUCCCUGGGGAGGGUGGGGGGUGGUAAUCCCCCUUUCCUCCCCCAAACUCCGGUAACACUGUUGUUUUUGAUAUUUGAAUGUAUGCGGGGGCGGAGCAUCCGAACGCCUGCGUGAGAUUGUGCUGAGCCCUUUAAGUUUGUUGGUUGUUUUGGCGCUCCAGGGGAGAGUGCGGGCGGGCUCCACGAGGACCUGGAGGAACCCCCCCCCAGGCCUCAGAGGUGCUGCUGAUUCAGCAGGUUUUAUUGGCUUUAUGACCAGAACCUUCCCUUAGUUUAAAAAUGUGUUUACUUUUUUUUUUUUUCGUCUUUUGUGUGAUAUUUUUUUUUCCAAGGCUCCCGAGGGAUAAAAGAGAUUUGUAACUAAGAGUUUGCGUGACAUAAAUGCACUGUGUUAUUUCUUGCCGGCUGAGUACAAUCGAACUAAGUUUUUGUACGUAUCAGAAAGAGAAGAGAGGCUUUUAUUUAGAAAAAAUCAAAAGAGAAAAAAAAAGAAGCUAAAAUCCAAUUUUUAUCCCACUUUUUUUUAAAGAAAAGUAGAAAGUCCAUCAGCGAGUUUCUCCUUGUGAGUACUUUUGUGUGUACGAGUUCCUGUUUUAAAUGGAUUUCCCUGAGAAUAUUUGCAUUCACUGGUAACAGCACAGUUCUCCCCAGGCCCGGUCCGGUGUGGGCUAAACGGCUCGGUGGGUCUGUGCUCGUCGGGUUAGACGCACAAGGCACGAGCGGGAAGUCAGACGAAGUCCUUUUGGCGCCGUCAGCUGCUUCAGGCACUAAAAAGCAACGUGGGAAUUAAAGAGUAAUUAUUCCCGAGGCUGCAGUCGCACACGCCAACAAUCAGGGUUUGUGUUACUGUGCAGAACAAUCAGGUCUGUUAGCUAAAAGAAUAAAAGUCAGAAAAACAGUUGAAAGAACCCUGAAAGUAAAUCCAGUCAUAUUUGAGAUCUUGGCAGACUAUUGGUUGAAUUCUGAAAAAAAAAAAAAAAAAA
Messenger RNA from Oryzias melastigma (Indian medaka), 4750 nucleotides. It is a transcript of the gene nacc1b, whose product is annotated as nucleus accumbens associated 1, BEN and BTB (POZ) domain containing b. The record is from RefSeq and is a predicted model, not a curated record. Bases 1625 to 3415 code for a protein of 596 amino acids. NCBI's taxonomy places the organism in Eukaryota, Metazoa, Chordata, Actinopteri, Beloniformes, Adrianichthyidae. Gene Ontology annotation, biological process: regulation of transcription by RNA polymerase II. Gene Ontology annotation, molecular function: RNA polymerase II cis-regulatory region sequence-specific DNA binding; DNA-binding transcription factor activity, RNA polymerase II-specific; protein binding. The transcript is spliced from 8 exons.